Messenger RNA from Lachnellula hyalina, 1455 nucleotides. RefSeq lists its product as uncharacterized. The record is from RefSeq and is a predicted model, not a curated record. The transcript is spliced from 5 exons. Gene Ontology annotation, molecular function: purine nucleosidase activity. Gene Ontology annotation, biological process: purine nucleoside catabolic process. Lineage: Eukaryota; Fungi; Ascomycota; Leotiomycetes; Helotiales; Lachnaceae. The annotation marks the transcript as partial. Gene Ontology annotation, cellular component: cytosol.
UCUUACUUGGAUACCCAAAGCAGCUGCAUCUGGCAUUCUUGGCUACCCACCCCAACAUUUCUUCUGAAGUCGUCAAUCAUGGCUCCUCUCAACCGUAUUAUUAUUGACACAGAUCCUGGUGUGGAUGAUGUCCUGGCCCUGUUGCUGGCGCUGGCCGCAAAGCCUGAGGAGAUAGAGAUCCUUCUCCUUUCUGUCACAUAUGGCAAUGUCCAAGUCCAAAGUUGUCUGCGCAAUGUUGUUGCACUCUUCCAUGUUAUCGAGAAGGAGUUGGAGUGGCGUAGAGCUCGCGGUCAACUUGAAGGGUUUGAAGCUAUGAAAAGCUCAAAGCCCAUUGUUGCCGUUGGUGCCGAGCAUCCAUUAGAUGAUGAGCUCCUCAUGGCUGAUUAUUUUCAUGGUAUUGAUGGACUAGCUGGUGUCCACACUUCGCAUCCACAUCUAUCUCCAGCUGAUACAUGGAAGACCCUCUUCCAGCCUCCACCAGCAAACGCAUCUGCGGCAGAGACUGAAGCAGCUCGCGAACUUGCGACCUCUGUAGAAUCAUUUCGCCCUUCUCAAGUCGCUGCUCACGAAGAAAUACUUCGUCUCCUCAAAGAGAACCCACGCGAUACAAUCACUAUUAUUGCGAUUGGACCCUUGACGAACUUGGCACUGGCGGCUGCGGAGGAUCCGGAGACAUUCUUGAGAGUGAAAGAGGUUGUUGUCAUGGGUGGUGCCAUUGACGUGGAAGGAAACGUUACGCCUGUGGCGGAAUUCAACACCUAUGCAGACGCUGUUGCUACCGCCCGCGUAUUCGCACUGACAUCUCCAAAUCCUUCGACGACCCUCCCCCCAGUGCCAUCGAAACUGUCUACAAUGGGGCCUUAUCCAAAGAAUCUUUCGAGGAAGCUCAACCUAACUUUGUUUCCCCUCGACAUAACAAGCCCACAUCUACUCUACCGAACAGAAUUCCAGACCAAGCUCGACCCAUUGGUCGAAGCUGGGAGUCCUUUGGCACAGUGGACUUCUGUGUUCGUCAACAAGACGUUUGAGAAGGUCGAGUCCCUUACUAGGAAGCAACGAAACCCGGGAUUAGAGUUGCAUGAUCCAUUGUGUGUGUGGUACGUACUAACACGCUCGUCGCCUGCGUGGAUGCAGGCUCCAAAGGCCCCGGAGGAUAUCCGAGUUGAGACGGCCGGCCAAUGGACACGAGGAAUGCAUGUCGUUGACCGACGCAAUCGAAAGAAGGGAGGUAUCGUGGAGCAAGUCAAGAGCCCCGGAGCUGUUGACAUUACAAAUCCAAUGGAAAGUCUGAGUAUUGUUUCGGAUGUUGAUACAGAAGAUGUCGCGGAGGGUGAUGCACCCGGUGACAAUGGUAGUUGGCUUGAUCCUAAGAAGGGUAACAGGAUUACCAGAAUCGUUGGCACCCCAGGCGAGGAGCUAUUUGGAACGUAUCUUUUGGAGAGGGUUUUUGGCUAG